CUUCGCUCGCUGUUCGGGAGGACAACACAGCACAUUGCCACGACUUGCAACUUGUGUGUUGCUGCUGCUGUGUGUGAGUCCGUGUCCUUCCUUCCUUCCACUGCCAGCCACGGGCAUGAGCCGAUUGUUGGUCCGAGCACUGGGCGCAGCGCUGCUGACGCCUCCAGCUGUCCUCACUUCCCUCUAUGUCACCCACACAGCAACCCAACGCACCGUCAGCUUUUGGGCGAAUGUGUUUCCCAUUUAUGGCCACUACCGCUUUGUCGACAUCACCACAGCCAAACUCCCGGAAGCAGAACGGGCCGCGGCGUUUGACAAGUUGCAUGAGCGGUAUGCACCGGAUCUGAUCCGCAUCAUCCUCAUGAUGCGCGGGUUCUACAUCAAGAUUGGUCAGAUUGCCUCCACCCGCGCGGACUUUAUGCCACCGCAGUUCCUCGACCGCCUCGACAAACUCCAGGACCAAGUCCCGCCAGAGCCGUUUGCGUAUGUGCAGUCUGUUGUUGAAUCGUCACUUGGACAGCCGCUGUCUGCUGUCUUUGCUGAAUUCGAUCCCACCCCACUCGGCGCUGCCUCCAUUGGCCAGGCGCACCGCGCACGCCUGCACGAUGGACGGGAGGUGGUGGUGAAGGUCAAGUUCCCCAAGGUGGAGGCGACCUUCGAUAUGGACAUGGCAACCAUCACCGCAUUCUGCAAACUCGUGCAGCCAGAGCAAGUGCCGUUCCUGAAGGAGGUGCGCAAACAGUUUAUGACGGAGUUUGACUACAGGCGCGAGGCGAGCAACCUCGACACGGUUGCAGACAACAUCGAACCAAUUUACGGCGACAGGGUGCACAUUCCGCGCCCCAUCACUAAUUUGUGCACGCGCGAUGUGCUGGUCAUGGAGUUUCUGCCCGGUGUGAAGCUUGUGGACGGUCUCAAGGCGUUUUUCAAGACGGUUGCCGAGAAACGGGGCACGACGCUGGCUGCACUUGAGGCCGAGCGAAAGGAGAAACUGCGACGCGGCAUUAUUGAGCGCGGUCCCUCCGCCCGCACGAUGCGACUGUACACCUGGAUGGCAAAGGCGCGCGCUGCUGUUGCAAACGCCGCCAUCAUGUUGCGCAACACGCUGCUCGGAUGGGUCAUUGGCCGUCGCGAGUACACCCGCCCAGAGAUUCCGCUCAACCUGCCUGAGAUCCUGACGACGCUGAUGGAGGUGCACGGGCACCAGAUCUUCAACGACGGUGUGUUCAACGGGGACCCGCACCCCGGGAACAUUCUGCUGCUGGACGACGGUCGUCUCGGGCUCAUCGACUACGGACAGGUCAAGCGGCUCACCGUCGAGCAGAGGAUUGAGCUUGCGCGUCUGAUUGUUGCGCUGGCGGACGGGGACAUGGACGAGGUGGUGCGUGUGCAUGCGCACAUGGGGUUCCGUUCCAAGAACAACUCGCGCUACGUAUCGGAGAAGCUCGCCAUCAUCGGCUUUGACUACGACGACUUUGCGGUCACAGAGGGCAUGAACAUCCAGCAAUUCAUGGAGCACUUGAGCACGGUGGAUGAGAUUGAGAGCGGGGCAGACGAAUUCGUGAUGGCGAGUCGCGUGUCGCUGCUCCUGCGGGGUCUUGGCUUGCAUCUCCAGUACCCAAUGCACACGGCACAGGCGUGGCGGGCACAGGCCCUCGCACUCCUGCAGCAGCACGGCAUUGACCCACACGCACACGCACACGCACACGCACACGCACACGCACACGCACACGAGGAUGAUGUUGCACACGCAGGCGAUGAGCAACCCCAUCACCAGCCAUCGCUUGUGUUGGCGAAGCAAAGUGGUGAUCGUGGUAGUGGUGGUGCAGUUCCUGCGCUCGCUGCGUAACAGCUGCACAUGAUGUUUGGCAAGUUCAAGCUCUUGUCACACCACACGUGACUCAUGUCAAAGACAGAUUCGCAUCUGCAUUGUGGGUUGUGGUACGGUCGUGGUUGUGGGUUGUGAUACGGUCGUGGUACGGUCGUGGUUAUGGUUGACUAGCAGCCAUGCAGCCAUGCAGCCAUCUGUUUCUCUCUUUGUCUGCUGCAACUCCCUAGCGCACUCCUGAUCCCUCCCUUCAAUCUUCAACCCCUUGUCUUUCAACACACAGUGCCCUUACGCUCGCUCUGGUUGUUCAUUUUAUUGUUGGUUUGUGGAAGCAAUGACAGCGGGAGCAACAACACGAGCAAACACGCCAAUCCAC
Molecule: messenger RNA, 2204 nt
Organism: Salpingoeca rosetta
Lineage: Eukaryota; Choanoflagellata; Craspedida; Salpingoecidae
Exons: 13
Coding region: 116-1849 (577 amino acids)
Source: RefSeq, a predicted model, not a curated record